Messenger RNA from Lathyrus oleraceus (garden pea), 957 nucleotides. RefSeq lists its product as uncharacterized. NCBI's taxonomy places the organism in Eukaryota, Viridiplantae, Streptophyta, Magnoliopsida, Fabales, Fabaceae. The transcript has a single exon. The record is from RefSeq and is a predicted model, not a curated record. The coding region runs from base 1 to 957 and encodes 318 amino acids.
AUGGUUAAUAGAAACCAGGAUGCAGACGAAGUAAUUCAUAGGUUCAGGCGAGAAAACAUGAUGGAAAAUGACUUAACUAGUAUAAUAGAGAGAAUCAUGGCCCAGAAUGGUCUGAAUACAGGACUUCGACGGCCAAAUUACUCCUCUCCUUUAUCAGAAUAUGUCCUGCAAACAGAAUUACCAAGGGGUUGUAAAAUCCCUAAGUUCACCAAAUUCUCAAGGGAUAUUAGUGAAUCCACUAUAGAGCACAUAGCCAGAUACAUGACUGAGGCAGGGGAUUUGGCGAACAGUGAGAACCUGAGGAUGAAAUAUUUCCCUAGUUCUUUAACAAAGAACGUCUUCACGUGGUUUACAACUUUGCCACCAAAUUCCAUAGAUGCUUGGCCUCAGUUGGAAAGAUUGUUUCAUGAACAAUUCUACAUGGGCCAAACUAAGAUAAGUCUUAAGGAAUUAGUCAGUAUCAAAAGAAAAUUCACCGAACCUAUAGAUGACUAUCUGAAUAGGUUUCGUUUGUUGAAAUCUAGAUGCUUUACAAUAGUGUCUGAACACGAGUUUGUCGAAAUGGUCGCUGGAGGUUUAGACUAUUCGAUCAGGAAAAAGUUAGAUACCCAGCAUCUAAAAGACAUGGCCCAAUUAGCAGAUAGGGUUCGACAGGUCGAACGCUUAAAAUCUGAAAAGGCCAGAGCGAAUAAGAAUUAUAAGAAAGAGAGGGUUGCUUAUGUCGAAUUCGAAGAAGGGGAGUCUGAAAUCUCUGAAGACCCUUAUGGUCUUGAGGAAUCCGAAGUAGAUUUGGCUGAAUUAAAAGAAACACCACCUUAUGCCUGCAAAUUACUUACACCUUCGAAUGGCAGAAACCCUGUCGAAACUGAAAAGAAUGAUAGAUUUCCCAAAACGACUUACAUAUUUGAUGUUACCAAAUGUGACAAGAUCUUCGAUUUAUUAGUAAAAGAUGGAUAA